AUGAUCUACCUCAUCUACUUCGUCGAAACACUACUCGCCGGCACAACAGCAGCGCUCGUACCAUACGUCACAUCCGCUUUCUCGAUGCACUCGCUCACGCCCACUGUCAGCAUUUUGAGCAACAUCGUCGGCGGAGUCACCAAUCUGACGAUAGCGAAGAUCAUCGAUGUCUUCGGGCGACCGCAUGGCUUCAUCCUCUGCGUGAUUCUCGGUACGAUGGGCUUGCUUUUGAUGACGUACAUCUUGUCGGUGUUCAUCGCGGAUACGACGAAGCUGGAAAACAGGGCGCUGAUGCAAGCGCUCAUGAACUCGACUGGCCUGCUCACAGGAUGGGUGGCUGGACCGUUAGCGCAAGGGUAUCUGAAUGGCCUGGGGUGGAGGUGGGCGUUUGGCAUGUUCGGCGCACUUGUUCUGCUUGUUACGCUGCCGCUGUUUGGGCUGUUGGUGUGGAAUUAUCGGAAGGCGAAGAGAAUGGGACUUGUGCGUGAGCGCAGCAACGGUCGUAGUAAUGCGCAGUCUGUGGUGCAUUAUGGCCGGGAGUUUGAUGCGAUCGGCUUGUGCUUGGUCUCGGUGGGCGUUACCCUUUUUCUGCUGCCGUUCAACCUUCACACGUUGGCGGGAAACGGUUGGGCAUCGCCGUUCAUGGCGGGCAUGUCCAUAUUUGGCGUCUUCCUCCUCGUCGCAUUCGCAUUGUGGGAAAGGUCUUUUGCGCCCAUCCGCCUUCUUCCAUACAGUUUGCUUCUCGAUCGAACCGUCUUCGGCGCAUGUCUCCUUUGCACAUGUCUCUUCGGCAGCUACGCCGUUUGGAACAGCUACUUCGGCUCAUACCUGCAAGUCGUGCAAGGUCUCAGCGUAGAGGAAACGAGCUACGUCGCGCAAGCCUAUACCGUGGUCAGCGUACUAUUCGCGGUCUUAGCUGGCUACAUCAUCCAUCGCACCGGCCGCUUUAAAAACGUUUCGCUCGUUAUUGGUAUCCCGCUCAGCAUGCUGGGUCAGGGUCUCAUGGUCCUUGUCCUCGCUCCGGGGAACACCGGCUAUAUCAUCGUGUGCUUCCUCCUCAUCUCCGUUUCACAAGGCGUCCUCGUCGUUACGGAUGAGAUCGCUAUCCUGGCCGCAGGGUCACACGAACAUGUUGCGGCGAUGCUCGCUCUCGUGAGCAUCUUCGGCAACAUCGGCGGGGCCAUCGGUUUGACUAUCGCUGCCUCAAUCUGGUCGGACGUGCUUCCAAGUCGACUUCGGCAAUACCUGUCCCCGGAAGAGUUGCCAAAUCUUCACGAUAUCUUCGGGGAUCUGGCGAAGCAGCUUUAUUAUCCAAUCGGCUCGCCCACGCGCAUCGCUAUUCAGCAUGCAUAUCAAGACGCGAUGUCUCGGCUUCUGCUCGUGAGUACGGGUAUUUGGGUCUUCGGCGCUGUUGGAGUGUUGAUGUGGCGGAAUAUCAACGUGAAGGAAGUUCAAGAGACCAAGGGCCAUGUUUGGUGA
Molecule: messenger RNA, 1479 nt
Organism: Alternaria conjuncta
Lineage: Eukaryota; Fungi; Ascomycota; Dothideomycetes; Pleosporales; Pleosporaceae
Exons: 2
Coding region: 1-1479 (492 amino acids)
Biological process (GO): transmembrane transport
Molecular function (GO): transmembrane transporter activity
Source: RefSeq, a predicted model, not a curated record